AUGGCUAACGAACGCAGUGUGUAUUCGUCCGGCCAGUUCAUGAACCCAGGUCCGGCGCCACGGCCCCCGACCGAUCGUCCUCGUCUCGCCCUCACGCCCAACAAUAACCUUCCCGGCAACAUGGCCAACAUGGCCAUUUCCCCCAUCAGGAGCACGGCGACCUCGACCUACACCGGCUCCACCAUCUCUCUCCCAAUCGCCCGCCAGCAAUCCAACCAGAAUGAUGGCCUGGGAGGCGUAGCCGUCAAGAAGGAGGGAUGGGCCUCGGUGAAGGAGUCCAAGAACUUCAUCAAUCCAUGGAAGCAGAAAUACCUUAUCCUGCGGAAAGAGUCGCUCGACUUUCACAAGACCGAGGGUGGCAAGGUCUCGUACACCCUCUACCUGAAGGACGUCGUCAACGUUGGUCGGGUCGAGGCCGCCGGCACCAUCUUCGAGAUUAAGAGAAACCCUAGCGGAUCGUCCAACAGCCCUGGCGAAGAUGACGGCCAGACCAAGACGCUACAGAUUCGCGUCAAGAGCGACGACGAUUUGUACGAAUGGAUUGAUCUCAUCUACGGCGCCUGCCCUGGAAUGGGCGGUGUCAGCAACCCCACAAACUUCUCCCACGCCGUCCACGUUGGCUUUGACCCCCAGACCGGCGAGUUCCUCCUCAACUCAUCGGCCAUCACAAAGGAGGACUACGAGCGUAACCCCCAGGCCGUCUUCGAGGUCCUUGACUUCUACUCGGACCUGACCAAGCGGGCUGAGAACCCCCAGCAAUACUCCAGCCUCACGCCUACACCCCCUGCCGGCAGCCAGCAGAACAAGCAGCUCGGCUAUAGCGGUGGCGGCUCUUCAGUCGCACCCCCCAGGCCUAUGCCGCCGUCGCAGGCUCAGCGUCAACCCAGCUACAACACGCAGCCCUCGUCGCAGGGCCAGCAACGGCGGCCGUACAACCCUUCAAGAGCAGCUCCCCCGGCGCCCAAGCCGUCACAGCAGCAACAGGUCAACGGACUUCGUGCGCAGCGCCCCGCGCCUUCACCGCCGACCGCCGGCGGUCCCAACCGUCCUCCCAUGACUUCGCAACAGAGCUCGAGCUCCAUGCGGGAUCCCAACCAAGCCCAACGCAUGCCCCGGCCGGACCAGCCGUCUAGCCAGCAGCAGCGCUAUCCCAACGGCAGCCCCCAACAGCCCAGACAGCCCCCUCAGGCGCAGGCCGCGCCACCGUCUCGCUUGCCCGCUCCUGUUAAGCCCUUGAAUGUGUCAAAGGCCCAGCCCUCGCCGCAGAGCGAUGCCGUCAAGGCCGCGGAAGCAGCUCUCACUGCCAAGCCGCCUGCGCAAGAACGUAAGCAGGAUGUGCGCAUGUCCACAAUGUCCGAGAGCGAAGUCAUGGCCAAGCUCAAGGAAGCCGUUUCCAAGGAUGACCCGAAUCUCUCCUACUCCAAGCAAAAGAAGAUUGGACAAGGUGCUUCGGGUUCCGUCUACGUUGCCAAGGUCAAGGAGGGCGCAGUUUCGCCCAUUGCUCGUGACGUCUUGCGUGCUCAGGGCAUCAAGGCUCAGGUUGCUAUCAAGCAGAUGGACCUCGCGCACCAGCCCAGGAAAGAGCUGAUCGUGAACGAGAUCAUGGUCAUGAAGGACAGCAGACAUCGCAACAUUGUCAACUUUUUGGACGCCUUCUUGCGCAACAACAACGCCGAGCUCUGGGUCGUCAUGGAGUACAUGGAGGGUGGUGCUCUGACGGAUGUCAUUGAUAACAACCCCAGCAUCACAGAGGAGCAGAUUUCCACAAUCUGCCUGGAAACGUGCCGUGGCCUGCAACAUCUACACUCCCAAAACAUUAUUCACCGUGAUAUCAAGAGUGACAACGUGCUUCUGGACGCUCGAGGAAACGUUAAGAUUACCUUAGCCGAUUUCGGAUUCUGUGCCAAGCUUACCGAGUCCAAGUCGAAGCGCGCGACGAUGGUCGGAACACCCUACUGGAUGGCGCCCGAGGUUGUUAAGCAGAAGGAGUACGGCCCCAAGGUCGAUAUCUGGUCACUGGGUAUCAUGGCUAUUGAGAUGAUCGAGUCUGAGCCGCCCUACCUGAACGAGGAGCCCCUCAAGGCCCUGUACCUGAUUGCCACCAACGGUACACCGCGCCUCAAGAAGCCCGAGAAGCUAAGCAAAGAGCUCAAGGCCUUCCUGUCGGUCUGCCUGUGCGUAGAUGUCAAGAGCAGAGCUUCUGCCGAUGAGCUUCUCCAGCACGACUUCCUGAAGCACGGAUGUCCGCUGGGCAGCCUGUCUGAGCUCCUUGCUUUCAAGAAGCACGCCAAAUAG
Molecule: messenger RNA, 2295 nt
Organism: Colletotrichum spaethianum
Lineage: Eukaryota; Fungi; Ascomycota; Sordariomycetes; Glomerellales; Glomerellaceae
Product: serine/threonine-protein kinase cot-1
Exons: 5
Coding region: 1-2295 (764 amino acids)
Biological process (GO): intracellular signal transduction; regulation of MAPK cascade; protein phosphorylation
Cellular component (GO): cytoplasm
Molecular function (GO): protein serine/threonine kinase activity; ATP binding
Source: RefSeq, a predicted model, not a curated record